Messenger RNA from Daphnia pulicaria, 1016 nucleotides. RefSeq names its product trypsin-1-like. The transcript has 6 exons. The record is from RefSeq and is a predicted model, not a curated record. Bases 7 to 882 code for a protein of 291 amino acids. NCBI's taxonomy places the organism in Eukaryota, Metazoa, Arthropoda, Branchiopoda, Diplostraca, Daphniidae. Gene Ontology annotation, molecular function: serine-type endopeptidase activity. Gene Ontology annotation, biological process: proteolysis.
GGACGAAUGUCAUUUACAAAUAUGAUGUUUGUUAUCGAUGGAAGCAUGAAGCUCAUUUUCGUUGUGCUCAGUGCAGCUAUUUGCUCGGCUACAGGUCUUUCCGCCUCGUUGAGUGGCCGGAUCACUGGAGGUGGCACAGCUUCACCAGGACAAUUUCCGUACGUGGUUUCAAUCACUGAAAAUGAUCGUCAUAUCUGUGGCGGAUUCAUUUACAGCUCACGCUGGAUCGUCACGGCUGCUAGUUGCGUCGACGGGAAAUCGUAUACUAAAUUGAAUGUCGUUGCCGGUCAAGUGAGUUUAAUAAAUCCAGAUAUCAAUGAGCAGAAAAUGGCCGUCUACACCAUUACGAUUUUUCCAGAGUAUAACAGCACGAAUAAGCUGAAUGACGUCGCUCUCCUUUGGCUUACCGCAGAUAUUUUGUUUGACAAUGACAAUGUUGAUUUCAUUCCCUAUGGUACAGAACUUCAGGAUUUAGCUAAGCCAAGAAACGGAAUAUUUAUGGGAUGGGGAGCGAGUUUUGAUGGUGGUGCCGAAAGUGUUAACCUUCGCUACGCCACAGCUGUUGACUAUCCAAUGACGGCGGAAGCGAUUUGUGGAGACUAUUCCAAUACGGAAUUUAAUUAUUUGACCAUGAUGUGCACUGGUGUGUUUCUCGAAGAACCUAGUGGAUCCCCUUGUCAAUACGACGAAGGAUCUCCGCUAGUUCAAGAGAUUCCUGAUGAUCCCAAUGAUUUGUCACUACCGACAACCACAACCGCUGUCGGCAUUUUCUCCAAGACGGAGAGCUGUGCUAUUUCGUCUGGUAAAAGUGUUUUCACCCGAUUGUCGGUGUAUUACGAUUGGUUCAAAAACACGGCAGGUCUUCAGCCGACACGACCUUAAAGUAUCAACGUGCAUUUAUUAUAUAACCGCGACACACAGGGAAAAACAAAGAGCCAAGACACAUGACAAAGUAGCCAUGCAGAAUAAUACUAUGUACUUGAAUAUAAAUACACAAAUAAACGAUUGAUUAUUAU